Mytilus trossulus (common blue mussel) is the source of this 6455-nucleotide messenger RNA. Its product is annotated as NAD(+) hydrolase SARM1-like. Gene Ontology annotation, cellular component: dendrite. The record is from RefSeq and is a predicted model, not a curated record. Gene Ontology annotation, molecular function: protein binding; signaling adaptor activity; NAD+ nucleosidase activity. Lineage: Eukaryota; Metazoa; Mollusca; Bivalvia; Mytilida; Mytilidae. Gene Ontology annotation, biological process: response to axon injury; negative regulation of MyD88-independent toll-like receptor signaling pathway; signal transduction. The transcript is spliced from 9 exons. The coding region runs from base 103 to 2919 and encodes 938 amino acids.
CUUCUGUGUUAAAAGUAAAUAAAUGACGGAUAUUUUCGGGAAUGUAUUUUACGCAAAUUCCACAACGAUUUGUCAGUGAAUGAUAAAGUAACCAUAUGAAUAAUGGAUAAGAAAGGGAAAUUGAGAUCAUUGGAUGAUGAUGAUGAUGACGAUGAUUUUGAUUCCAUGUUUAGUAGGACUGGCCCCUUGUUGGAUAGGAAAGGUAUCAGAUCCAUGAAUAAAUUUGAUCCAGACAAAAUGAUCGACAAAUCUGUAUCAGAAAGUUCUUUGUUUAAAGAAGCAAGAGCUCAGAAAUCCAACAAAUCAGUAUCGUACAAAGCAGCUGCACACAGUUCCUCAGAUAAUAUAGAUGAUAACACAGGAAUAUUAGGGAAUAAAAAAGUUUCGGAAAGUGCCAAAGUCUAUUUUGAUUUGUCCAAGUCUGAGGAAACGGAACAAGCAGCUAUGAGUAUGAAGAUGUCCAGUAAGGAUGAAAGAGGGAAGGGAAAAAUGGUCCAAGCCGAAGCCAGUAAAAGUAGUCUUCAGAUGGGUCAAAAGUCAUCAGUAGAGGCGUACAAACAAGUAGAGAGCAAGAGUAAAGGUAUUAUGUCCUCACAAGCCUCUGAAGAAUCUAGCUCUUUCUCAAAAUCUAAAGAAGUCAAAUUUCGUAGCUCAGAAUGUUCAUCUGUACAGUCAUCUAUGUCAUGUUUAUCUCAAGAUUCUUUCUCACAAGACGCCAUUAUUGAUGAUUUGAUGGAGAAAGAGGAAGCUGUACCUGCUCUGUGUUUAAAAUAUCCCCUUGAACUCCCCCCGUCAUACUCCAGCGACUCUCAUAUUUCCUGGCAGUGCCUAACAAAUCUAAAAGUCAGUUAUCAAAAAUCGUCAAGAAAUUUAGAACAACAUAUAGAAGCCAUCAAAAAUGCAAAUGGUAAUGUUAACGAGGAAAUAAAACAUUUAAACAGCAUUUUAAGAAUCAUAGAACAUGCAUGGAAAAUGGAAAUAUAUGGUCGAGACUUAUCCUACGGUUUAUGUGAUGUCAUCAGACAGGAGGGAAUUCUGGACAUGGUCAUCCAAAAUUGCUCAUCAUCAAAUAAAGACCUUCUUAAAGCAUCCGCUGGUCUACUAGAACAAAUUCUAUCAACGGAAAAUAGAAAAUAUGUGGUAGAGAAUGGACUUGAGACGGUUAUCAACAUGACGUUAAGUUUGAAAGAUAAUCAUGAAUUUGCAAAAUAUACAACCGGUAUCUUAGAGGGAUUGUUCAAGGUUUCUGCCGAGGCAGCAUCUAAAAUGGUGGCACUCGGAGGACUGGACAUUAUACUUCACUGGUGUCGAAGUGCCGAUCUUGGAGUAUUACGAAGAUGUGCCAAAGCUAUUUCUAAUUUGUCUUUGUUUGGAGGAAGUGAAGUUCAAGAGGAAAUGGCAACACAUAAUGUUCCUGAGUGGUUAUUUCCCUUGGCGUUUAUGGCAGACGAUAAUAUUCGCUAUUAUGCCUGUUUAGCAAUUUGCGUCCUUGUUGCCAAUAAAGAACUUGAAGCAGCUGUGAUGAAAUCUGGGACAUUGGACCUUGUAAUGCCAUUUAUAAACAGUACAAAACCAUCAGUGUUUGCUAAAAAUGACCUUGCACAUCGUCAAGGUCGUGACAGCAUCUACUUGGAACACCUCAUCCCUUUACUUUCUAGUCGAAGAGAAGAAGCCCAAGCCCUUGCUGCUUUUCACUUUGCCAUGGAAGCUGGUAUAAAAGCUGAACAAGGAAGAGUUGGGAUAUUUUAUGAUAUUGGUGCUAUUGAACCACUGAAAACUGUAGCUAGUAGUCCCAAUGCCACAGCAUCAAAGCUAGCAGCCCAGGCCUUAAAGAUCAUAGGAGAAGAUGUGCCACAUAAACUUACACCUCAAGUGCCUGUCUGGAAUAUAGAGGAUGUAGCUCACUGGAUUAAACAGCAGGUUGGAUUUAAAGACUAUGUUGAUGCCUUUGUGAGUUGUCGUGUAGAUGGAGAUAUUCUAUUACUGUUAACUGAAGAUGAACUCCAGAAUAGUAUAGGAAUGACAUGUAAAAUAGCAAGAAAAAGAUUUUUGAGGGAGUUGAAAGGUCUAAAAGUAACUGCUGACUAUUCAUCAUGUGAUCGUAGCCAGAUUGAUAGCUGGAUGAUGAAGAUAUUACCUGAUCUAUCCCAAUACACAUACUGUAUGCUGAAGAAUGGAAUGAGUAAAGAAUUACUGUCCACUACAAGUCAUGAAGAGCUGAAAGAAUGUGGAGUCACUAACCCUAUCCAUCGUAGACUUAUACUGGAACAUAUUGAUGAUUUAUACUGUUCUUUACCUAAGUAUGGUAGUUUUAGCAGUUUACAGCGACAGAAGAGUGUUGAUGUCUCCAGUAUUUCUACCCUUCCCAAGGCUGUGGAUGUGUUUAUAAGUUACAGAAGAUCGACAGGAUCACAGCUAGCCAGUUUAUUGAAAGUACAUCUACAGUUACGAGGAUUCACCGUGUUUCUGGAUAUAGACAGAUUGAGAGCAGGAAAGUUUGAUGAAAACUUGUUAAUUAACAUUAAAAUGGCUCGCCAUUUUCUACUGGUACUUACACCUAAUUCCUUAGACAGAUGUUUUGGUGACCAUGAAUUAUCAGACUGGGUUCAUAAGGAAGUUGUAACAGCUCUAGAUAGUGAUUGUAAUAUUAUACCUGUGUUAGACAGUUUUGAUUGGCCAUUACCAGAAGCUCUUCCCGAAGACAUGCAGCAAGUUGUUUACUUCAAUGGAGUCCGGUGGGUCCAUGACUACCAAGAUGCAUGUGUUGACAAGGUUGAAAAAUUUCUACUAGGAGAGAAGAUUCCACAUAUGGAUAAAAUACCGUCACAAGGAUCUAUCCAGGGGUCCAUCCAAGGAGACAGUCGAAAUUCCCCAGGAAGAAGUAGUCACCGGAGCUCCUUAGACGGAAGCAUGCAGUAGGGGUGCAGUUUUUGGAAAAGCCAUGUUAAUUUUAUGAGGGAUAUAUGAUAUAUUUAAACUAGUCUUUUUUAUUAUAUUGAAAUAGUGAGUUAUGACUUUGUUAAAGUUUUUACAUAUUUUAGUAAUUGCCAGUUGAAAUUAAAAUACAGUAUAGAAUUGCAUUUUUGAUAAUGAACUUGAUAAUUUUUUGUAUGCAAAUCUAAUUAGAAAUAUGUUCUGUUUUGUCAUUAUUGAAUACAAUUAAAUAUGAGUUAGACGAGUAGAGUCAAACACGGAAAAUAGGAAAAUCCUGAAGUAGUUUGUAAUCAGUAUUAGGUGUUCAUGAUAUGCUAAAUUACAAUGUGUUAAAUUUGUAUACAUUGUCGAAAUAUUGCUCUGGUUGUAGUUAAAAUAGUCUGCCUAGUGUGUGCAUUAGGGACACUAGUUUUUACAUGUAUAUAUAAUAUAAAACUCCCAAUCAGUAAAUUAAUUUAAAAAGUGUAAAUCCAUUGAUUUGCUUUAAUCAACAGCUUAUUUCAAACAGGCAGUUUGAAUGCUAUAUUUUCUUAAUAUGAUAGUUACACUUAUGUGGUUUUAAGACAUGUUUUUUUUUAAAUUUAAGUCAGUAAAUAAGUGCAAUUUGAUACGGAUUUGCAUACAAAUGUAUAUUUUAUAUGCAAUUGGUUUUUUUUAUGUAAACAUAUUGCAAAUGUUUACCAUUAUUGCAGGUUAAUAUGAUUUUUGAAUUGGUGCUAAUAUGAUACCUCAUGAAUUGUUAAUUUUUUUAAUUUCUGUUCCAUACAAAGUUGCCAAAUACUCAUAAGAAUAGCCUUUGUUGCUCAGUGAGAAUGAUUAUUUUUCAAUUGUGAGAAUAGUAAAUGCUAAGCCGUAUGUAACAAAUUGAACAAUAAAAGCUUUAAAAUCUGGAUUAAGAAAGAAUCAUAAUUGUAUGUCGUUUGUCUUCUGUUAAGUUUUGUAUUAUUAAUUUGAAACCAAUUGUCACAAUAUAAUGUUCAAUUAGUUAUCGGAUUUAGUAAGUAAGAUUAAUGUUGAUUUUAUAAAAAUGAUGAUUUACAUUUCAUUUUUUAAUAAUUUAUACUUUUGAUUAUUGUUAGUUUAUUUCUUUGCCAUGUAUUAUUUAAAAGAAUUUCUUGUUUUAGAAAAGUAGAUAACAUUUGUUCAAAUGACUGGAAUUACAACCUAAGAAACAGAUGUUAAAUAUGUUAUGUAGUAGUUUUUUGUUUUCUUAACAUUAAUUCGUUAUUCUUUGAAAUGUUUAAAACAUUUUUUAAACCAUUGUGACAUUUCAAACAUUUUUUUUAACCAUUGUGUAGCUUUUACAUGACAUUCAUGAUUGUUUAACUGACAUACAAUGUAUGCAUUUUGGCAAGUAGUUUUUUGCAUUUUUUUUUUAGUAUUUCACCUUUUGGAUUUCGAAAGAGGGCAUUUGCAAGUCUUUUAAGAUGGCUAACAUAAUUUUAAACACAAAUAAUACAUCAUGGAGCAUCACAGGUGAACAAAAACAGACUCCCAAAUUAGUAUCUGAUUAAGACUAAAGUCUUGUAUUCACUUAUUGAUACUGGUCAGGCAGACAGUAGCUCAAUUAUAUCAGUAUAUAAUACGGUAGACAAAUUAUAUCACUUGAAAGGCAUAAUUUUAGAUUUAUAUAUUUUAUAAUAUAAAGAUUUUAUUCUAUUUUCUUUUAUAACUGAAAUAUUUUACAAAAUAUCAAUAUACUCGUACUUGUAAAUUAAGACUGUGAUUAUAAAAUAGAUAUAGGACAGAAACUCACAGGGCAUGAGGUCAUGGACAGGAAGUCAUGGCUCACUUUCAUAUGAAUAGCAAAAUGAUUACUUAUGUUUAAAAACUGUUUUGUUUCCUUCUUGAAGUUUUAUCAUAAAGUAUCUUUAUAAACAAAAUUUUAAAUGAUAAACAUAUUCUUUCAAAGUAGCAUGGUACCCAAAACGAUCUGUGGUGCCAAGAAAUAUAUCCCAUACAUUGUAAACAUUUGAUAUAUUUCCGAAUAUCAAGACUAAGAAGCAGUGUCUUGUACUAUAAAAUAAAUCAAACUUAUAAAAGGAAAUAAUUUGAAGGACAUGCUCAUUUACAUUUAAACAAUAGUACCCAGUAGUUAGUUGUGACUUUUUGUUGGAGUGCAAGUCUAUCUGUUUUCCUAUAUCUGGAAAUGAUUUUAACUUUUGCUUAUUCAAAUUUUAUACAUUAUUUAUACAUGCAAGUUUAUAUUUUAGUUCUAUAUCUACAUAUACCAUAUUAUCAAAUGAAUGCAGCAUUUAAGGUAAAAAUGGAUUACUUCAUAGACACAGAUUUAGUUUGAAUAAGAUCAUUCAUAUUAAGCUCCUAUUUUUUUAGGUUAAAGGUAAAAUCAAAUAUUGUGAUCAUUUUUAUUUGGAAUGUAAUUUCUAAUUUAAGGAGAAUUAAGGAUUGUACGAAAACAAAUUUUUGAUCUAUCUCUCUACCAAAAAUCAGUAAAGUCAGUUUUGUUAAUAGAAUAAAAUUGGUAUGUUUGUUUGGCUAGUGAUGAAUAGCAUAGGUCAUGAUACAUAAGUAUUCAUAAUCUAACACAAAUGUCAUCGUAUUAACCCAUUAUGAAUGAUGUUUUAUGAGGUAACUUUCCGAAGGAGUAUUUACAGUUGGUGCAUAUUUUUAAUUCUUUUACCUUUUUUUUCUUUUUUAAAAAACGUAGUUUGUUUUGUGUGUACAAAUAUCAUAAAAUUAUAUGUUCUUAUUAUGGAUAAAAAAAAUUGGAGAAACCCUAUUACAGUAUAUCAAAGAAACCGUUUUCUAACUGUAUUUUCUUUAUCUUAACCUUAACCUAAUAACACAAAUAUUUAGUCAAGUCCCCAGCGUCAACUUAUAUUGAACUCUAUGAUUUUCACUCAGAAACCCUGCAAAUGUUUUUUUGGAAAGAGUUGGUAGGUUUUUCGUUUUAGGCACAUGUUUCUUGUACUACCUUCAUAGAGUACAAUCGGAAUAAAAGUUGAGAAAGCCAACAUGAUAAAACGUUUGAUAGCAUUAAUAACCAAAUGUCUGUAAACAGAACAGUGGAAACCCUAUUAGGUCAACUUUGUCUCAACCCUAAUUUAAAACAGUCCCAUAGUUGUGUGGGCCUGUAAUUAACAUACAUAGUGUUUCAUUCAAAUCAUAAUAAUUCUUAAGUAGUUUAAUAAUGUCAUUAAAUUGACCAUUAAUGAAGAAUUGUAAAGAUUUAAGAUUACAUUUUUUUCGAAACAAAAACGAAAAACCGUAAAAAAAAAACACAAAUAUAAAGGUUGUAUUUUAUAGGGAAAAGUGCCAUAUUAUUAUUAUAAAUUUUUUUUUUUUUUUCUUUUCAGUUUGUACCUUUGCGUUUUUGUUUUAUAUAUAUAUUUAUUUCAGGUGCUUAAAUUUAUUACAUGGUUGGGAACAUUAUGAAAGUUGUUGGUUUGUCACAUUUUUUAAUAUAUUAAUUUAAAAAAAUUGUUGAAAUUUCAUAAACUUUUCUUUAGGGGUGUUAUGUAUGAAAAGUAUUUUAGGCAUUUAAUAAAAAUUUAGAUUGU